GAAAGAUUAUGAGCGGUCGUUACGCAUGCUUCUGUUGAGGACUGUAUGUCUAACCUUAGUCUCUUCCGAAAACUGAACCAUUGCGAUAGGCACGAGAAUGUGUCGGUAUCCAAAGAGCUUCACUGGGAAAGAUGGUGGUGGAUAAUAAAUCUCAAAAGAGUCAAUUCUUGGUAGUUUGUUUGAGGGUAGAAUUCCCAAAGCAAGAGGAAUGGCUGUCAGUUAAGUGAAAGCGGAGAAUAGUUAGCGGAGAAGGAAGAAACAUGGCGAAAGCUCAAACUUUUCGGGGGCUAAAACCAGCUGCCGCCGAUAAACCAAACUCCGAGAUUAUUGUAUUCAUCCUACUCCCGCCUUUGUUAAAGAUUGAUUCGACCCUUCUCAUUUUACCAUAAUCACUGUCUGAUAAUCCAUGUACCAUACUGUCAACAAUUUUACAUACUAUCUUCUAGCUACUUUUUGCUAAGUCGAGUACUAACCGAUCACCGCUACGUAAGCGACGCGAUGUCCGGUGCAAGGCAUUGGGAGCAGGAUAAAGAAGCCACCGUCUACAUUGGCAACCUUGACGAAAGGGUCACAGAUAGCCUGGUAUGGGAGUUGAUGCUGCAGGCAGGGCGCAUCGUUAACGUCCACCUGCCGAAAGAUCGAGUCACACAGUCCCACCAAGGUUACGGGUUUGUUGAAUUCAUCAGCGAGGAGGAUGCAGAAUACGCAUCCCGAAUAAUGAACGGCAUUCGUUUAUAUGGGAAGCCGAUACGCGUGAAUAAAGCGUCUGCUGACAAGCAGAAGUCGGUGGAAAUCGGCGCAGAACUUUUUGUUGGGAACCUUGACCCUAUGGUCACGGAGCAAGUUCUUUAUGAUACAUUUAGUCGGUUUGGGAACUUGGUCAAUUUACCGAAGAUUGCACGAGAUGACAAUAACUUAUCAAAGGGCUAUGGAUUUGUGUCGUUCGGCGAUUUUGAGUCAUCGGAUGCCGCCAUAGCAAACAUGAAUGGCCAGUACCUCAUGAAUAAGCAGGUCUCGGUACAAUACGCCUAUAAGAAAGAUGGCAAGGGUGAACGCCAUGGUGAUCAAGCUGAGCGGAUGUUAGCUGCGCAAGCCCGUAAGCAUAAUGUACGCCCACCGACUCAGCCUUUACAAGCGCCAUUCUCAGGUUCAGGGACCCCUAUGGUACCCCCGACUAUGGCCAAUGGUGAUAGCUCUAGGCAGAUCAGUACUGGUCCUCCAGACCUAGGGAUGGGCCGAGGCGUUGCGCCCCCUAAUGUUGGUUUUUCGAAUGUGCCUCCCCCGCAACAACACAGGUCUGUUCCACCUGCGACACCUUUGGCAAAUCCACCACCAGGCUUGCCAGCACGGCCUCCACCUUCACAAGCUGGCUAUGGAGGUCCACCACAGGCUUUCUUACCUCCAGCCUUCAACAAUGCGGGUCAGCAACCAUCUUUUCCUCCACAGCCAGCACCACCUCCAGGCUUUGCUCCUCCCGGCUUUGGCCCUCCUACUGGGAAUGCUGGUCCCACACCACCAUUACCUCCAGGAUUUCAGCAGCCAGCCUAUGGUCGAGGGCGCUAGGCAUUCGGCUUAAAUGCUUUAUUUAGAAGUCAAAACCCUACCCAGCUCGAAAAGCUAAGUGUGAAACGAAUACCCUUGGGAACUGGCAAGAACCAGACUCCCGAUUUU
This is a messenger RNA of Aspergillus pseudotamarii, 1671 nucleotides long. Its product is annotated as U2 snRNP complex subunit HSH49. Gene Ontology annotation, molecular function: RNA binding. The transcript is spliced from 4 exons. Gene Ontology annotation, biological process: positive regulation of mRNA splicing, via spliceosome. Gene Ontology annotation, cellular component: U12-type spliceosomal complex; nucleolus. The record is from RefSeq and is a predicted model, not a curated record. Lineage: Eukaryota; Fungi; Ascomycota; Eurotiomycetes; Eurotiales; Aspergillaceae. The coding region runs from base 499 to 1563 and encodes 354 amino acids.